Molecule: messenger RNA, 345 nt
Organism: Cucurbita maxima (winter squash)
Lineage: Eukaryota; Viridiplantae; Streptophyta; Magnoliopsida; Cucurbitales; Cucurbitaceae
Product: expansin-B15-like
Exons: 1
Biological process (GO): sexual reproduction
Cellular component (GO): extracellular region
Source: RefSeq, a predicted model, not a curated record
ACAAGUACAACUGUGACAUCGACAUACAGGGUGGAAUGCAAAUAUGGUGGAACGUCGAUCCAGUUCGUGGUGGAUGCAGGGUCGAACCCAAACUAUUUUGCAGCUUUGAUCGAAUACCAAAAUGGAGAUGGAGUUCUUGGUUCAGUGGAGUUGAAACAAGCGCAGGGCUCGGGUUCAUGGAUUCCCAUGAAGCAGUCAUGGGGUGCAGUUUGGAAGCUGGACUAUGGCUCCGCCCUUAAGGCUCCCUUCUCUUUCAGGCUCACUGCCCUGGAAUCCAGGAAAGCCGUGGUGGCUAACAACGUGAUUCCGGCAGGGUGGCAGCCGGGGAAGACUUAUAGAUCAGUG